UCCGCGCAUAAUGCACGAACGUGCCUUGUCCCGCACGAUUACUUGUAUCUUUAAGACCAGCAGGCACGUGAUCGACUGUGCAGGAAAGCGUGGGCAUACAUGCUACCGCUUACGACAAGCUUAUCACAACUUCGGGAGUUGAAUAUUUGCGCGAUCCAAAGGAUCAGAGAAGUGAAGAAAACUCUACGUAUCUUCGAACGGAGCGAGCAAGCCCUGGCCAAAAGAAGCGUCGGCGGAUCCGGUCGUAGGACACGCCCGCAGAGGCUGUCUGCGUUGCGCCUCGAGGAAACGCAACGCUUCCUGCUGACGAAAGUAUCCCAUCAUGGUUCUGUGUCAACAGCAGCAACUAUAAAAGGUGGCUCCUGGGCGGAACAAGUACACGGGUAAAUCAAGAUGCAAUCUAUGCUUAUGCUACUUGGAAGCUGGGCAUUCCUCGUGUUUUUGUCCACGCAGGCAGCUGCUGUGGAAGGUAACUCGACCGUUCCACGUGUGCAGCAAAAGAAUGCUACCAAUACGCCAGCGGCAAAGCGUUUAGAAAGAGGCCGGGUAUCUCAGAAAGCUACCGCUAUCGCGGUCAACAUAACGCAGAAGGCGCAAACAUUCAUUGAAACUAUGAAUAACACAUGGCACGAUAUUUCGUCUUGGGGCAUGACUUCAAAGUACUCCUUCUGGGCCGGCAAGCACAAUCGCUUUGGAGAGCGCCCAAUUUCUGCUCAUGCUGGAAUCUUCGAGUGCGACAAGGAGAUGUCAGACGACUUCGACGACGACGCCAAGAUGGCAAUUUUUUCCUGGUACAUCCCAAAAAAGAUAUGCAGCCCUGUUCCCAUUUACGUGAGGGUUACAGUUGCUGAAUUGAAAAGGGGAGAAUUUGUUGAGAAGGAUGCCACUUUGAACUUCAAUAAUAGGAACAAAAUAAAAAUAAGGACACCGCGUCGCAAGAGAAAAUGGCGACCUAAAGUCCUCGACAAAGUCGUUGAGGCUUGUAAAUUCACUGUGAACGUCACAUUCCACGGCUGGUUUGCGUACGAAACAGAUGACGAAGUAAACGGCCGCCGCUACUAUUCCGUUGGUAUUGGCGUGCUCCAGGACAAAGCAAAAGGGCUUGUCAGAAGAAGACACAACAGAUUGUCCUACGUGAUAAAAGGGACGUUUAAACGAAUAAUAUUUUCGAAAAAGUAUCCAUAGUCCUAGCACAUUUUAUUGCAAUAAAUUAUAUCACAAUGUAUUAGCCCUCGUUACCGUG
Dermacentor albipictus is the source of this 1243-nucleotide messenger RNA. The record is from RefSeq and is a predicted model, not a curated record. Lineage: Eukaryota; Metazoa; Arthropoda; Arachnida; Ixodida; Ixodidae.